This is a messenger RNA of Tupaia belangeri chinensis (Chinese tree shrew), 1580 nucleotides long. RefSeq names its product CD151 molecule (Raph blood group) (gene CD151). Gene Ontology annotation, cellular component: plasma membrane. The record is from RefSeq and is a predicted model, not a curated record. The transcript has 7 exons. Gene Ontology annotation, biological process: cell migration. NCBI's taxonomy places the organism in Eukaryota, Metazoa, Chordata, Mammalia, Scandentia, Tupaiidae. The coding region runs from base 145 to 906 and encodes 253 amino acids.
CUGGGCCAUCUCCUUUCCAGGUCUUCUCCCAGGGCAAGUGGUUGGCUCCAGCCUGGCUGGGCAUCUGGCUCCCCUGUAGUGUCAGGGGCCUGGCGCUCUGGGCCAUCUGCCCCCGCUCUUGGCUCACCAGCCCCCAGCCUCAGGAUGGGUGACUUCAAUGAGAAGAAGGCAACGUGCGGCACGGUCUGCCUCAAGUACCUGCUGUUUACCUACAACUGCUGCUUCUGGCUGGCUGGCCUCGCUGUCAUGGCAGUGGGUGUCUGGACACUCGCCCUGAAGAGUGACUACAUCAGCCUGCUGGCCUCCAGCACUUACCUGGCCACAGCCUACAUCCUGGUGGUGGCUGGCAUCGUUGUCAUGGUGACCGGUGUCCUGGGCUGCUGCGCCACCUUCAAGGAGCGGAGGAACCUGCUGCGCCUGUACUUCCUCCUGCUCCUUGUCAUCUUCCUGCUGGAGAUCAUCGCUGGCGUCCUGGCCUACGUGUACUACCAGCAGCUGAACACCGAGCUCAAGGAGAACCUGAAGGCCACCAUGACCAAGCGCUACCACCAGCCAGGCCACGAGGGCGUGACCAGUGCAGUGGACAAGCUGCAGCAGGAGUUCCACUGCUGUGGCAGCAACAACUCGCAGGACUGGGAGGACAGUGAGUGGACCCACUCCCGUGAGGCAGGUGGCCGUGCAGUCCCCGACAGCUGCUGCAAGACAGUGGUGGACGGCUGUGGGAGGCGGGACCAUGCUUCUAACAUCUACAAGGUGGAGGGAGGCUGCAUCACCAAGCUGGAGACCUUCAUCCAGGAACACCUGAGAGUCAUCGGGGCUGUGGGCAUCGGCAUCGCUUGCGUGCAGGUCUUUGGGAUGAUCUUCACGUGCUGCCUGUACAGGAGCCUGAAGCUGGAGCACUACUGACACCCGCCUGCUGCUGCACGGCUUCCCACCCGACCACUGCGCUGACCACUGAUCACCCGGGCCCACCGCGCCCUCCAACCCUGUGCCGUUACUGUGGCCUCUGGCACUGCCCAGAGGUAGCUUCAAGUGCCUUUCACUGAACAACCAGACCCAAGCCCCGGAGGAGGUGAAGGAUGGUGUAUGUGCCCGUUUUGGUGUGUGUGGGGGGCUAGCUGGAGCUGCCCCGUACUACAGGCUACCUCCUCCGGGGUGGGGCGCUGGGGUGCUCCUCGAUGCCUAUUAGCAGUGAGUGGUUUUGGGGCUAAGUGUGGGCAGAACUGGGCUGGCCCAGCCCCCGUACACAACCUUGCGGUCACCAGAAGCAGGUGGAGUGGGUGCAGGGAUGCUAGGCUGGGUAAGGGGACUUUGUGCCUGCCCUGGGUCUACACGCAUGUCCAGGUGCCCAGGGCCUGGAGCCUUGCCUUGGAGCUGUGUGGCCCCAUCCCACCCUCUCCCGGCAACCACAGCCCUGCCUUAUUCCCCCACUGCUCUUAAAUCAGUGGAAGAUGCCACCACUUUCCUGCCAUCUGUUAGAAUGUCCCGUGAGGGGACAAGGUUACUGGCUUCAUUUACUGCUGUAUUUCAAAUGCCCCUGCCAUGUGACAGGGGCUUAAUAAACCUUGGUAGAACGGACA